Trichosporon asahii var. asahii CBS 2479 is the source of this 1032-nucleotide messenger RNA. RefSeq names its product polynucleotide 5'-phosphatase. The transcript has 2 exons. Gene Ontology annotation, molecular function: polynucleotide 5'-phosphatase activity. Gene Ontology annotation, biological process: 7-methylguanosine mRNA capping; polynucleotide 5' dephosphorylation. The record is from RefSeq and is a predicted model, not a curated record. The coding region runs from base 1 to 1032 and encodes 343 amino acids. NCBI's taxonomy places the organism in Eukaryota, Fungi, Basidiomycota, Tremellomycetes, Trichosporonales, Trichosporonaceae. Gene Ontology annotation, cellular component: mRNA capping enzyme complex.
AUGUCCUACGUGCCCGUCCACGAGCGCGUCAAUCCGCCAGAGUACCCCACCUACGCCGACAGCAUGAGCGACAGCGAGCGGAGCGUUCCGGAGGGUCCGUCUAAGAAGCGGCGGAGGGAGGAGCAUACCCCCGAGGUGGACGGGCGACACGCCGCGCCGACCCCGCCGCCAGCCUCUGGCUCUGGCUCCGGCUCUCGGACCGACCACGGCGCACCCGAACCUGCUCCUCCUCCGCCAGCAACAUCGGGGAUCAGCCCGAGCAUAUUCGGCAUCGCGCCGCGGAACGAGGUCACGCGCGUCGUGGGCGACUUCAUCAUGCGGUUCGGGAAGGGCAAGCCGAACCUGGAAAUCGAGGUGAAGCUGGGCACGGUGUGUAAUCCUGGUCCGGAGAAACGCCGCGUCCGCCUCCCCGCGCUGAGCGAGACGCUCCUCCCGCCCGACUAUCCCUCUACCUUCUCCUCAACCAUGUCGAAACAGCAGCACGCGUCGAUCAACAAUCUGCUCAACAGCGCUGUGCAGGAUUCGCGCGGUGCAGUGCGAUUCUCGCGCGAGCAGCAUGUCGACAGUCUCUAUCCCCCGCCUCCGGGACUCUUAGAGUCUAUAGGGCACCACGGCAGCCACAACGACAAAGUGCGUGUCAGCACGGACCGGGGCGGAAACGUCGUCGGCACGAUAGUCAAGACGCGUCUGGCCGAUCUGAACGUCUACUCGCCCGGAGAGUGUUUCGACUGGCGCGUCAGCCUGAGUACGGAAACGCCAGUGCAGUUUGAGCCGAAUAGCCAGCCCGUCAACGUGCGCGAGAAGGACCGCGCGGUUUAUCGCGCAGACACGUGUCGCGUUGACCUCACUGUUGUCACUUCGCGGCAGGGGAAUAAACAGCCCUCCCUCAGCUAUGAGCUCGAGAUUGAAGUGCUCGACGCACCGGGGCUUAUUGCCGAGGGAGAGAAGGAGGAGAGGGGCGAGCCAAACGUGUUUGACGAGGUGCUCCAGAGCGUGCUGGAUACGGCGCGGUUGAUUAUCCGCAAUGUUUAG